UGCUGAAAUAAUACAAGUAACACAUCGUAACCAGCGCGUCGUCGGCAACAUCAACAGAAAACUGUGUUUGCUUGUUUGUUUAUUCUUAGGGAAAUAAAACGCACCAUGUCGUGGUACUACACGCCGCACCCCACCGUUUUGCCGGCAGAGGACUUCGAUGCAUCGGGCGAUGCAAAUGCACUCCGCAAAGCGAUGAAGGGCUUCGGUACAGAUGAGCAGGCGAUCAUCGAUAUUCUGUGUGCGCGAUCGAACGAACAACGCCAGCAUAUUGCGGAAGCGUUCAAGCGCGAGCUGGGAAGAGAUCUGAUCGAUGAUCUGAAAUCGGAACUGGGCGGCAAGUUCGAGGAUGUGAUCCUUGGUCUCAUGCUCCGACCGGAGGCAUAUCUGUGCAAGCAGCUGCACAAAGCCAUGGAUGGGAUCGGAACGAACGAGAAGGCCCUCAUUGAGAUCAUCUGUCCGCAGACGAACGAUCAAAUUAAGGCCAUUGUCGACUGCUACGAGGAAAUGUACAACCGCCCGCUGGCGGAACAUUUGUGCAGUGAAACGUCUGGCAGCUUCCGGCGGUUGCUGACGAUGAUCAUCGUUGGUGCGCGCGAUCCUCAGGGUACGGUCGAUCCGGAUCUUGCCGUCGAGCAGGCGAAGCAACUGUACGAUGCCGGCGAAGGCAAGCUGGGAACGGAUGAGGACGUGUUCUACAAGAUUCUGGCACACGCUUCGUUCGAUCAGCUCGAGAUCGUGUUCGAGGAGUACAAAAGCCUUUCGGGGCGCACGAUCGAGCAAGCUUUGAAAGCGGAAAUGAGCGGAGAACUAUACGACGCCCUUAGCGCGAUCGUCGAAUGUGUCCAAAUGGCGCCACACUUCUUCGCGAAACGCCUCCACAAGGCCAUGGAUGGAGUCGGUACGGAUGAUGCGACACUGAUCCGGAUCAUCGUCUCACGGUCGGAGAUCGAUCUGCAGAACGUGAAGGAUGAGUUCGAGCAGAUGUACAACAAAACGCUCGUGAGCGCCGUACGGAGUGAAACUUCCGGCGACUACAAACGAGCCCUUUGUGCUCUUAUCGGAGGUGCCUAAAGCAUACAAGCAACGUCAUGACGGAUUUGGAGGGCGUUUUAAUUGUACUACCACAAGUCUUUAAGCACGUCUUCUUAAACCACGGAUUUUAAAUGUGUUGUGUUUCGGUGUCAAAUUUCAAUAAAAAAAAUUAACAUUCUUGAGCU
This is a messenger RNA of Anopheles nili, 1217 nucleotides long. RefSeq names its product annexin B10-like. Gene Ontology annotation, molecular function: calcium-dependent phospholipid binding; calcium ion binding. Bases 106 to 1071 code for a protein of 321 amino acids. Lineage: Eukaryota; Metazoa; Arthropoda; Insecta; Diptera; Culicidae. The record is from RefSeq and is a predicted model, not a curated record. Gene Ontology annotation, cellular component: cytoplasm. The transcript is spliced from 4 exons.